AUGGCCGCUUUACAAAAAUCGGCACUAUCUUCAAUGGACCCAAACCUCCCUACCCGUCCUCUGGCCAGGAAACGAUCGGCGAGAGCCACCAAUCCAUCUCCUCUACGAAAGCAGUCCGACUACCAACUUGUUGCCCCCCUGAAAACUGCACCGACUGUUGCUUCGAGGCCCCCACCAGCUCCCUCCAGUACUGCAAACCAGAAACAAUUGGGUGAUCCGAAAACCCCCAGAGUUGCAGUGAAAGACCGAAAGAAAAAGCUAUUGUGUGCCACCCCACCACAGGUUCUGCAGGAUACAAGAGGACGGGCGGAGUAUGAUCGUGGAAGACAGCUUGGUGAAGGUGGAUUCGCAAGGUGUUUUCUGGUCCAGAAUAAAGAAGGUGAACUAUUCGCGGCAAAAACUGUCGCGAAGAAAAGUCUGCAAAACCAGAGAAUGAAGGCCAAGUUUUUCGGGGAGAUUCAAGUUCAUAAGACAAUGAUCCACCCAAAUGUCGUCAAGUUUGUCGAGUGUUUCGAAGAUAGUGACAACAUCUACAUGAUUUUGGAACUGUGCCCAAAUAAGUCAUUAAUGGAUAUGUUGCGAGCCCGUAAGCGAUUUACCGAACCUGAAACAAGAUUCUUCUUAUUGCAACUCUUAGGUGCAUUGAAAUAUAUGCAUGGAAAGAAAGUUAUCCAUCGCGAUCUUAAACUCGGGAAUAUAUUUUUGGACGCAGACAUGAACGUCAAAAUUGGUGACUUUGGGCUUGCAGCUUUGCUUAUCAACGAAAACGAUCGCAAGAGGACAAUAUGCGGGACACCAAAUUACAUUGCUCCAGAGGUUUUGUUUGGUAGUGGAAAGGAAGGGCAAGGACAUAGCUUCGAGGUUGACCUCUGGGGAGUUGGUGUUAUUAUGUAUGCUAUGCUCGUCGGGAAGCCUCCUUUCCAAGCUGGUGAUGUAAAUGUUAUCUAUCAAAAAAUUCGCCAUAAUACCUUCAGUUGGCCUGAGGAGGUGCCCGUUAGUUCAGCAGCAAAGCACCUAGUUCACUCAAUUCUCAAUCAUGACCCCGAUGCUAGGCCUACACUGGACGAUAUUGCCGACCAUUAUUUCUUCAAGUCUGGUUUUUUUCCGAGAUCGAUUCCAGUCGGCGCUGGCAAGCAACCACCAUCUUUAAUUUCAACGCGGUCCUCAUCGCAACAGUCCUCGCAGCCUUCCUCGCAGUCUUCUUCGCAACCUUCUGAAGGCCCGAUCAUUCCGUUUGGCCCUAACCUGAGUUCCAAGAUUGGUGUCCCUAUUCGUUCAACCGCCACAUCUACAGUACUCUCAUCAUUAAGAUCCUUCAUUAACAGCCUUGAGGCAUUUGCCAGCUCGAGACUUCAUACUCUAUCUCCGAUACCAGCCGCUACCAUCGCAGCAGUGAAGUCUUCUCGCAGAGGUGAAUCCAAUAAGCAUGUUUUUAUCACAAAAUGGGUAGAUUACACCAAUAAGUAUGGGGUGGCAUACAUUCUCACAGACGGUACCUGCACAGCAAUGUUCAAUGAUAACACCUCGUUUGUAGUAGAUAGCAUCAGUGGUGAAAGGGUCGAGUUCAUUACUCAGUCAUACAUCAGUGAUUCUUCGCAGGACACUGUAUAUCGAAGGCUUCAGACAAAGAUGGAGGUCCUCAACGAGAAGAAGAGGACCAGCAAAGGACUUGCCAGGAAGAUGCAGAUGUGGAAGAGAUUCAAAAACUACAUGAAGUCGGAUUUAGAGACUGUCGAGCAAUGGUGUGUGGAAAGAGACUCUGUAAUCAGGGAGCCAACAGUUGGCGGUGGUGACGAUCCUGGAAUGCUAUUCGUUACCCAUUAUACAAGGCUGAAGAGAUGUGCGCUCUUCCGCUUCUCUGAUGGAUCCUUCCAGGUUUGUUGCUCCAAUAGUUAA
Tuber melanosporum (Perigord truffle) is the source of this 1896-nucleotide messenger RNA. RefSeq lists its product as uncharacterized. Lineage: Eukaryota; Fungi; Ascomycota; Pezizomycetes; Pezizales; Tuberaceae. The transcript has 5 exons. Gene Ontology annotation, biological process: protein phosphorylation; regulation of protein localization to mitotic spindle pole body; regulation of cytokinesis. Gene Ontology annotation, cellular component: centrosome; nucleus; spindle pole. The record is from RefSeq and is a predicted model, not a curated record. Gene Ontology annotation, molecular function: ATP binding; protein kinase activity; protein binding. The coding region runs from base 1 to 1896 and encodes 631 amino acids.